Cyprinus carpio (common carp) is the source of this 2681-nucleotide messenger RNA. RefSeq lists its product as uncharacterized. NCBI's taxonomy places the organism in Eukaryota, Metazoa, Chordata, Actinopteri, Cypriniformes, Cyprinidae. Bases 1 to 771 code for a protein of 256 amino acids. The transcript is spliced from 5 exons. The record is from RefSeq and is a predicted model, not a curated record.
AUGGUGAAGAUGCUGGUGUUGUUUGUUCAGCUGUCUUUUACUUAUACCAAAACAACACUAUCAAGUCACCUUGGAGCAACAGUGUUAAACAUCACUGUGGUGGAUUUGCAGCAGCCCAGCAUUUCCCACAGUGCUCCUGAUGGAUGGUUUGACGUGGGGCCUCAGGGGCCAGUGAUCACCAGGGGCCACAGUUUCACUAUUAUCUGUUCCACUGAAUCUCGUUAUCCUGGAGGCUUCUUCUACUUGUUUAGGGAAUCAAGUAUCACCAGCAGUCAAUCAGCUGUCAAUCACUCCGCCUCCUUCUUCUUUCCUGAGGCAGAUUAUUUGCAUGAGGGAAACUACAGUUGUGUUUAUGAAGUCAGUGUGUUGUCACGUACCUUCCGUUCAUCUGCCUCUCAAAAGCUGGUCAUCAAUAUCACAGCCUCCCUGCUUCCUGUCAUUAUUGCUGUGGUUUCAGUUGCACUGCUUUCAUUGUCUGCCCUCAUAACCAUCCUCCUGGUAAAAAGAAGACAAAGGCAAAUAAAUAAGGAAACUCGUAUGAAGUGCUCCUUUAGAAAAGGUGCAGCAAAUUCAUAUGCAGGUGCAUCCAGUGACAAGAAAAAUGAAGAUGAUGAAACUUAUUAUGAAAACCUGGAAUUUAGGGAUAAAAAUGUGGAUCAUGUGGAUCAUGAUGACUCUGAAGAGGACUGUGUCAUUGUAAACUCUGAGACUAAAAGUGUGGUAGACAAAUCUGAUGAUAACAUUUACGAAAGUUGUUGUGAUGAAUACUGAGUGAUCUUAAAAUACUACAGUUGUUGAGGCUUCAACAUCUAAACAGAGAAAAAAGCCAUAUGGCCUUGAUGGGGUCAUUGAUUGGGAUAUCGACUUUCCCUUGCUUUUUAUUUUUAUAUACAUUUUAAACAUUAAUGAAACAGAUGCUCUUUAAUAUAUUACUAUAUUAAAAGUAUCGACACAGAGUGCAUUAGACAUCAAUUUAAAAUGCUCAUUUAGUAAACACACUGAACUCAAAUAUGCGGUAAAUUCACAAAUUCUAUUCUUUUUUUUAAUUAUGCCUUCAGUUUUAACAUAUAAGAAGAUAUCUGUCUAGAAUAUAGAAAAAACAAUAAUAAUGUAAAUUCUUUCAAAUAUAAAUAACAAUAUGAAUGAAAAAUUAAAGCAUAAACACAGAAAUUUAAUGACACACAUCUUCAUUAACAACUACGGCUAAAAAACUACAUUAGGGCACUAAAUAUAGUUUGAUUUUCUAAUAACUACAUUCAGAUAAAUAAAGUAAUUUAAUUAUUAACGUUAUAGUUUUAUAUGUGCAGAAACAGUGAUUAUAAAAUCUUUCUUUUAACAUAAAGAGUACCACAAAGCAAAAUUUGAAUGUUUCCAGUGUCUAUAUUUGAAUUCUAACAUUUAUGGUGUUCUUAACUGGUGAGAGUUGUGUGUGUGCAAAAUAAAGUGCUUUGCUGAUAACUAAGCAAAUACUUACUACGAUAAUAAUUUCUCUUUAGAAAGGACAUCAAAAGUGGGGGGGAAAAGCCAAAAACCUACAUUUACACACAAACUGCCUAAACUGGGCAUCUUCUUUUGUUUCUAUCACGGAAUCACUGAGAUAAAGUUGGCUUGAUGUUAGAUGUUCUACAUGUCAGAGAACUUCAAACUUCAAACUUUCAACAGUUUCAAACUUCGAAAGAUUUCAGUAGAUCAAUAAUGUUUUAGCAUAACAAAAAAAGGCUUUGUUUUAAAAUGUGGAAGUGAACACAUAAUGUAGUUAAUGUGUUUAAUCUGCCUUGAUGUAUCUCAACAAGAGGAUAAAUGCACAAUUGCUCCAGCAAAAUGCUUUACUCAUGAAAAAAGCCAUCAAAAUAUGCACACAUUGCCUUGAAACAUAGACAUACAUACUUGCAUCCACAACUCUAAACUGGAAAAAAUCACAGUAAAUGUUAGAUAUUGGAAAUAAUAAAUGUAGUGCUAAAAAUAAAGAUAACAAAAUUAACAACUUAUGCUUUUUGUUAAAAAAAAAAAAAAAACUAACUGUAUACUAUUUAAAAUAUGCCACUUCUUCUCUUAGUAUUUCAUUAAAAAUAUUCACAAAUGUAACCUUUACACGUUUACACUUUACCCUACACACGUUUCACUCAACACAGUCAUCAUCACACUAAUUUCUGACAAAAAAAAAAAAUCCUCUUGUACAAAAUUAUAUCCUUUCGUUUUGCAUCCUAGGCACUGUCUGUGUGAGUGCUGUACAUGAGCGCAGUGGAUUUCUCUCUGUUCUGAAAGUUCUGUUGUUGUAAGCAGUCUGCUGGCCGCAUGCACUCCUGGACAGAGGCCAUUAUCCUGUGCACACCAUGAACAUGUUUGUAGUGCCAACCAAUGCACUUAUCAAAUAUUUUAAAUAUGAACCAAAUUCUAGUUCAAAUUCUACAGAUGCUUUGCAUGGAUUCUGCCUACAUAAUUUUAUUAAAAUAUCUAAAUAAAUUAUUCUCUGAUAAGGAAACUGUGGUAAAGGUAAACUUUUUUCUAUUCUUAAAAAUGUCAGAUAUCUAUCAAACUAUUUUGAGUUAUAUGAUAUUAUAUCUGAAGGGGUCAAUGUUUACUCGUACCCUAGAACUGAACUGAGCUUGACAAUGAUGUCACCAUCUUCUUCAGAGCUGCUGUAGAAAUGAAAUUAACUAAAUUAAUAACUGAUGUUUUUU